This is a messenger RNA of Torulaspora globosa, 1461 nucleotides long. It is a transcript of the gene CBF5, whose product is annotated as pseudouridine synthase CBF5. The transcript has a single exon. NCBI's taxonomy places the organism in Eukaryota, Fungi, Ascomycota, Saccharomycetes, Saccharomycetales, Saccharomycetaceae. The record is from RefSeq and is a predicted model, not a curated record. Gene Ontology annotation, cellular component: box H/ACA snoRNP complex. Bases 1 to 1461 code for a protein of 486 amino acids. Gene Ontology annotation, molecular function: RNA binding; pseudouridine synthase activity. Gene Ontology annotation, biological process: mRNA pseudouridine synthesis; rRNA pseudouridine synthesis; box H/ACA sno(s)RNA 3'-end processing.
AUGUCUAAGGAGUACGUAAUCAAACCUGAAUCCACUGGUCCCUCGGCUGACACUAGCGAGUGGCCAUUGUUGCUGAAAAAUUACGACAAACUAUUGGUUAGAAGUGGUCAUUAUACUCCAAUUCCUGUCGGAAGCUCCCCUUUGAAAAGAGAUUUGAAAUCGUACGUGAGCUCUGGUGUUAUAAACUUGGAUAAACCAUCAAACCCAUCUUCUCACGAAGUGGUUGCUUGGAUCAAGCGAAUUCUUCGUUGCGAAAAGACAGGUCACUCAGGUACGUUGGAUCCUAAAGUCACCGGUUGUCUGAUUGUGUGUAUUGACAGAGCUACCAGAUUGGUGAAAUCUCAGCAGGGAGCUGGUAAAGAGUAUGUUUGUAUUGUCAGACUGCACGACGCUUUGAAGGAUGAGAAGGAUUUGGGCCGCUCGUUGGAGAACUUGACUGGUGCGCUGUUCCAGAGGCCACCAUUAAUCUCUGCCGUGAAGCGUCAAUUGCGUGUGCGUACCAUUUAUGAUUCAAAUUUGAUCGAGUUCGACAACAAGAGAAACUUGGGUGUUUUCUGGGCUUCAUGCGAAGCUGGUACUUAUAUGCGUACGCUCUGCGUUCACUUAGGUAUGCUUUUGGGCGUUGGUGGCCAUAUGCAAGAACUGCGUCGUGUGAGAUCUGGUGCACUAUCCGAGAACGAUAACAUGGUCACUCUACAUGACGUGCUGGAUGCUCAAUGGACUUACGAUAACACCAGAGAUGAAUCCUACUUGAGAAGAAUCAUCCAACCUUUGGAGACCUUACUCGUUGGCUAUAAGAGGAUAGUGGUUAAAGAUUCGGCCGUCAAUGCCGUAUGUUAUGGUGCUAAACUGAUGAUCCCAGGUUUGCUUCGUUAUGAAGAUGGCAUCGAACUCUACGAUGAGGUCGUCUUGAUCAGUACUAAAGGUGAAGCCAUUGCAGUAGCAAUUGCUCAAAUGUCUACCGUUGAUUUGGCCACUUGCGAUCACGGUGUAGUCGCUAAGGUCAAGAGAUGUAUCAUGGAAAGAGAUCUUUACCCAAGGAGAUGGGGUUUGGGUCCAAUAGCCCAAAAGAAGAAGCAACUGAAGGCGGACGGUAAGCUAGAUAAGUACGGCCGUGUCAAUGAAAGCACUCCAGAAGAAUGGAAAAAGAACUACGUUCCUUUAGACAAUGCCGAAGCAUCUGCAGCACCUGCAGCAACCACUUCCAAACAAUCUGAGGCAGCUCCUUUGAUCGAAGAGGUUAAAAAAGUUGAGGUAGAGGUUGAAGAGAAAGAAAUCGACGAUAAAGCAGAGGAUGAUAAGCAGCUGGACAAGAAGAAGGAGAAGGAAGAGAAGAAAGGGAAGAAGGAGAAAAAGGAAAAGAAGGACAAGAAGGAUAAGAAGGAAAAGAAGGAUAAGAAAAGAAAAUCAGAGAGUUCUCAAGACGAGCCUGAAAAGAAGAAGAAAAAGUCCAAGGCUUAA